AUGGGCCAACUACGAGGAAGGUAUCUACACUGGGCGGUGACAGCUGCAAGCUGUCAAGCCUUUCUUUUACUGGGCUAUGACCAGGGCGUGAUGAGCGGGCUGGUCGGUGCAGACAACCAGUUUGGGAAAACGUUCAACAACCCCGAUAGCACGAUGCAAGGGUUAUUGACUUCGAUCUAUGAUAUCGGCUGUGCAGUGGGCUGUCUCCUGAGUCUGGUCGUCGGCCACCGUUUCGGUCGACGCAAGAUGAUCAUGGCAGGUGGCUCAAUCAUGAUUAUUGGCACAAUCAUCCUCGGCAGCUCUUAUACUACAGCCCAGUUCCUCGUCGGUCGUAUUGUGACCGGGCUUGGGAACGGUAUUAACAGCAGCACUGUUCCAGCCUACCAGUCCGAACUAGCCCGUCCGGAACUUCGCGGUAUGCUUCUAUCUGCACAGGGCACCGUGACAAUCCUCGGUCUGUGUAUUGCAUACUGGCUAGACUAUGGACUCAGCUUCGUGGAUACACCUGUUCAGUGGCGGUUCCCGAUCAGCUUCCAGGCAUUCUUUGCUGUCUUUUUGGUUUUGCAGAUGAUUCCGCUUCCUGACUCGCCCCGUUGGCUCUGUGAGCAAGAUCGGAGUGAUGAGGCUGCCUCUGUUCUGGCUCGUCUUCAGGUGGCUCAACCUGCCAACGAGUCUCAUCCUGAUGUCGUUCAUCUACGUCGUCAGAUUGAGUCGUCUAUUGAGAUUGAGUCUGCUGGUGGUCCUUUCAAAUAUAAGGAGCUUUGGUCGGGUGGUCAGAUGGGCAACCUUCGUCGGAUGAUUUUGGCCGCUGUUGUCAAUAUCCAGCAGCAAUUUACAGGUUCCAACAUGAUCAACUACUAUGCACCUAUUGUCUACCAGAACGCCAUGCAUUUAUCCCGCAACCUAUCCCUGAUCCUCGGCGGCUGUACCUCUCUCGCAUACCUCGUUGGAUCAAUAAUUCCUCUAUGGAGCAUGGACAAGUUCGGUCGCCGAGCAUCACUCAUGUUUUCCGCUGCCGGUCUCUGCUUCUGCUUCGUCAUGACUGCCAUUCUCCUAUCGAUUGGUACAACACCAUGUGCAUACGCAGCGACCGUGUUCUAUCCUUCUGAAAUCUCAACUACACGGAUUCGAGCACGAGCUCAAGCAUUCGGUGGUUUCGUCAACUGGAUUUGCGUUUUCAUCGUCGUUCAAGUAACGCCGACAGCUAUAGAUAAUAUUGGAUGGAGAACAUUCAUCAUCUUUGCCUGUUUCUGUUUUGCAUGGAUUCCUAUGGUCUAUUUCUUCUUCCCCGAGACCAAAGGUUUGGAGCUCGAGGAUGUGGAUCACCUCUUCGAGAAAGGUGGUAUUACCGGCGGUGUAUUUGAGACUAGAGGAUUCCCCGUUUAUCCUGGAUAUCAUCGGACUAUGAAUGCCGAGAGGAUUGAGAAGCAAGCCGAGACUGAAACUACUCAUGUGGAGGUUUAA
Messenger RNA from Penicillium arizonense, 1464 nucleotides. Its product is annotated as sugar porter family MFS transporter. Gene Ontology annotation, molecular function: carbohydrate:proton symporter activity. The transcript has 6 exons. Gene Ontology annotation, cellular component: membrane. Gene Ontology annotation, biological process: carbohydrate transport; transmembrane transport. NCBI's taxonomy places the organism in Eukaryota, Fungi, Ascomycota, Eurotiomycetes, Eurotiales, Aspergillaceae. The coding region runs from base 1 to 1464 and encodes 487 amino acids. The record is from RefSeq and is a predicted model, not a curated record.